Molecule: messenger RNA, 4374 nt
Organism: Astyanax mexicanus (Mexican tetra)
Lineage: Eukaryota; Metazoa; Chordata; Actinopteri; Characiformes; Acestrorhamphidae
Gene: abhd6a
Product: abhydrolase domain containing 6, acylglycerol lipase a
Exons: 9
Coding region: 149-1168 (339 amino acids)
Source: RefSeq, a predicted model, not a curated record
CGCGCGCUCAGUGCGGCUCAGUGCUUCACCUCCAGGCCAAGAUCGAAACAUGCAGCUCGCGCGCUUCCUGUGAGGAGCUUCAGCUGUCGGUCCUGCAGCGGCGGAGGGUCGGAGCUCCGGCUCGACGGGAAAAAGGUGAAGUGUAGACAUGGAUCUGGACGUGGUGAACAUGUUUGUCAUCGCCGGCGGCACGCUGGCCAUCCCCAUACUGGCUUUUGUGGCAUCUUUUCUUCUGUGGCCUGCGGUCCUCAUUAAGGUCUAUUACUGGUACUGGAGGAGGAGGCUGGGGAUGCAGCUGGAUUACGCAGAGUAUGAAGGAUAUCGCUUCUGCUACACACACAGAGGGAAGCCGGGCAGCAGACCCUCCAUACUCAUGCUUCACGGCUUCUCUGCACACAAAGACAUGUGGAUGGGGAUGGUGAAGUUCCUCCCAACCAACAUGCACCUAGUGUGUGUUGACAUGCCUGGCCACGAGGGCACCACACGCACCAAUGCAGCCGACUACUCCAUCGAGGGCCAAGUCAAACGCAUACAUCAGUUUGUUAAAAGCAUUCAUCUAAAUAAGAAGCCCUUCCACCUGAUGGGCACCUCCAUGGGCGGUAAUGUAGCUGGAGUCUACGCUGCCCGCUACCCCUCCGACCUGUGCAGCGUCACACUCAUCUGUCCUGCAGGUCUGAAGGACACUGAGGAGAGCACAUUUGUGAAACGUCUGAGAGACUUGGAAAAGACCAACGAUAUUCAGAAGAUUCCUCUCAUCCCUUCUAAUCCGGAGGAGAUGGAGGAGAUGCUGAAACUGUGCUCCUUCGUCCGUUUCAAGAUCCCUCAGCAGAUUCUUCAGGGAUUGGUCAGUGUCCGUAUUCCACACAACGACUUCUACCGCGAGGUGUUUAUGGAACUGGUUAAAGAAGAUUCGAGGCACAGCCUGCAUGAUAACAUGCACCUCAUCUCAACACCACUGCAGGUCAUUUGGGGGAAACAAGACCAGGUUCUGGACGUAUCAGGAGCCGCUGCUCUGGCCAAAGCUCUGCCUGGAUGCCAGGUUGAUCUGCUGGAUAACUGUGGCCACACCGUGGUGAUGGAGCGCCCUCGCAAGGCAGCUAACCUUGUAGUGGACUUUAUCAACCGCCACCAGAACUCUGGCAGCAGCAGCAACAAAAAGCUCUCUUGAGAUUUGUAGAAAAUGUGUAAAUAAUCUAAAAAAAUUAAAUAAUUAUUAAAUAUAUUUUUAUAUGAACACUCAGGGACAAUUGCCAGAGGUUAACUCUUACAGUCUUACAGGAUUCAAAAGACUCUAUAGAAUUUUAGACGUUUAUUCCUGGUGAUUUUAAUGGAAACACAGGUAAUAAUAGGCACUUAUUAAUAUUAAUUACAGUUAAUAUCACUAGACUUUGCAAUUUUGCUUAAUUUUAAUAGUUGUUUUAGGUUUUAUUAAUGCAGGAAAUAUACUCUCACCAAGCAUGUUUUAGGAAGACUACACCGAUCAGACGUGUCAUUUACUAUUCCCUUUAAGAGUCAGGUGUGCUUUAACUUUUGGCAAAUUGCUAUUUCAGUGGUGCAGCUACCUGGACGUGUCAAACAUUUCUCAGCAGAGGAAAGUGACCUGCUCGUACACAUUUUUAGAUUUUUGUGAUUUUUUUUCUGGAAAUAUCUUGAAAUCAUUUAUUAUAUCAUACAGGGGUUGGACAAUGAAUCUAAAAAACACCUGGUUUUAGACCACAAUAAUUUAUUGUCUCGACGGACAGUUCUGGUGGAAACAGGAGAGUUGAGGUGCCCAUUGAAUUCUGCCGUGAUUUGAUCAGCCGUGGUUUUAUGUUUUUUGGAUACAAUCCGGGUUAGCACCCGAACAUCCCUUUCAGACAGCUUCCUCUUACAGCGUCCACAGUUAAUCCUGUUGGAUGUGGUUGGUCCUUCUUGGUGGUAUGCUGACAUUACCCUGGAUACCGUGGCUCUUGAUGCAUCACAAAGACUUGCUGUCUUGGUCACAGAUGCUCCAGCAAGACGUGCACCAACAAUUUGUCCUAUUUUGAACUCUGGUCUGUUUAAACACACAUAAUGUUGUGUGCAUUGCAAUAUUUUGAGCAAAACUGUGUUCUUACCCUUCUAAUUGAACCUUCACACUCUUACUGCUCUUACUGGUGCAAUGUGCAAUUAAUGAAGAUUGGACACCAGGCUGCUCCAAUUUAGCCAUGAAACCUAAAAUCCCACACUAAAAUGAUGACAGGUGUUUCAGUUUCAUUGUCCAGCCCCUGUACAUCACAAAAAAUACAUUUACAUUUAUUUAUCUCAUAGACUGUAUAUAGCUGGACAGAGCAUCGUCUCUCAAAAGUGAAGCCACCACCGGUCGAGCGCCCCUGCUGUUUGGCUGCAGAAAGCUGUGUAACUCCACCCAUCCCCAUAGGUUUCAAUGGCAAAACAGAACAACUUUCAAUCACGUUUUUUUUAAUAUACUGUAAUUCUACCUCCAUUAUUUAAAUGCAGCAGCUAGUGUAACCUCUGCUUAUAUUGGCAAAUUUUAUAUCACUACAGAAUUCGGUUUUUAAAACGUUAUUCAGCUCUAUUCAAAAAAGGUGUGGUUAUUGUAAAAGGGCUGGUUAUGGGCGGGACCAAUAACAGACCGUCAGCUCCGCACCGCUCUACAGUCUGUGACCACGAGGCAGCCCUCAGGGGUGUGGUUAUUUAAAUGAGUAGGUUGCUAUCCACAGUCUUUCUCCCUCCUCUGGUCUCUACUGCGCAGAAUCGGGUGUCAGGAUCGCCAACAUGGCGGAAGAUUUUGGCUUCAUUUUCAUUAAAUGAAUGGGAACGGAGACACGGCGUCCAUCUUUUUUUUUUACAGUCUCUGAUUUAUCUAGUUGCUGGGAAGGUUACUAAAGAAGAGUGGACCUGUUGUAGUGUUCAUGAAAUCAGUUUGAGAAACUGUUGGUACAUAUACUACUUAAAUAGAUAAAAAAAAUAGAUAAAUGGGAUGCACAUGGUCAGCAAUAAUACUCAUAGGCUGUGGCAUUCAAGCAAUGAUUGACUAGUGUUUUUAGCAGGUCCAAAGUGCAUUAUGGGAUGCUUUCCUGGACACUUUUCUGCUCAGUGGUAAAAAAGUGAGUUAUUGGAGUCUUUCUGUCAGGUCCAACUAGUUAAGCCAUUCUCUCUUGUCCUCUUUCUCUCAUUAAUAAGAUGUUAUCAGACAUUCAGACCAGCUCACUGGAUGUUUUGAUUAGGGGUGAAAUGAUUACUUGAGUAAUUCGAGUUACUCGAUUAAAAAAAAAUGAUCGAGAUAUUUUCUGUGCUUUGAAUAAACGUUUAUUUAAUUUAAAAACUCAGCAGGCGGUUUUUCGCGCUUUUAAUGUGACAAUGCACUCAGCCAAAAGAGAAGGUUAAUAUAACUUAUAACUAAUCAAUGAGAUUAACGUUAACAUUAAUGUACCUUAAUAACAUAACGACAGCACUGUGGAGAUGCGCUGAUUAAUAGAAAUACUGUCUAAUGUGUGGUUAGUUUUUAAAAACAGACCAUUCUGGACUUAAUACAGGCUUUAUGUAAGUCAGGGGUGCCCAAACUUUUUUUGUUCGGGGCCAGAAGGAGAAAUAUAUUUGGAGUCAUGGGCCACACUCUGUAAAUAAGUCUUUAUCUUUGACAGUGUUGUGUAAACUAAGAUUUUUUGAUGUUGAUGUUUAAUUUCAUGUCUCUUAAUAUUAAAUUUUAGACUGUUUGACUUGUUUUUCUGCACUAGAAAUGCGCAUCCUCUCCGCUUUUAGACUCUUUGACUUGUUUUUCUGCGCUAGAAAUGCGCAUCCUCUCCGCUUUUAGACUCUUUGACUUGUUUUUCUGCACUAGAAAUGCGCACUCUCUCCGCUUUUAGACUCUUUGACUUGUUUUUCUGCGCUAGAAAUGCGCAUCCUCUCCGCUUUUAGACUCUUUGACUUGUUUUUCUGCACUAGAAAUGCGCACUCUCUCCGCUUUUAGACUCUUUGACUUGUUUUUCUGCGCUAGAAAUGCGCAUCCUCUCCGCUUUUAGACUCUUUGACUUGUUUUUCUGCGCUAGAAAUGCGCAUUCUCUCCGCUUUUAGACUCUUUUGCCCCGUUUUUCUGCGCUAGAAAUGCGCACUCUCUCCACUUAUAGACUCCUUUGUCUCGUUUUUCUGCGCUAGAAAUGCGCAUCCUCUCCGCUUUUAGACUCUUUGACUUGUUUUUCUGCGCUAUAAAUGCGCAUCCUCUCCGCUUUUAGACUCUUUGACUUGUUUUCCUGCGCUAGAAAUGCGCACUCUCUCCGCCUUUAGAGUGUUUUGUCCCGUUUUUCUGCACUAGUAAUGCGCAUCCUCUCCGCUUUUAGACUCUUCUAGACGUAGUUUGGACACCCCUGAUGUAAGUGAACACAGCGCUGAGGA